This is a messenger RNA of Cuscuta epithymum, 1602 nucleotides long. Lineage: Eukaryota; Viridiplantae; Streptophyta; Magnoliopsida; Solanales; Convolvulaceae. The record is from the annotation of a GenBank genome assembly.
UGAGAUUCUGCAACGUCACUGUAACACUCACCGCGAAUAAAUGUUCCAAAGCGGCAAAUGCUCUCAAUUAGCCACCCACAGUAGCUACCGCACAGAGCAUGAGCAUUCCAAAUAUGGGGAAGCAAUUUGGUCUGAGAUUACAAAGCCAGAUACCAAGUUGGGUCGGUCUUCGUCCUUCAAUACCCUUACCUGCGACAACCGCCAUUUCAGUCUGUCCUUCUGCUCGUCGGACAUCACCACCACUAGUUAUUCGUAGAAGAAGAGGCCGCUGCUUUGGGUUCAAGACUAGUCGUAGGGCGGUGGUGUUCGGAACAGGUGUCUUCAUGUCUGCCAAUUUCGGAGGGAAAUCUUUCUUGGCCGCUUCUUCUUCACACAAAAAGGGUGCAAUUCAGGAGGUGCUGAAGAAUGUCAGUUGGCCUGAACAGUUCCCUUUCAAGGAAGAUGAUUUCCAGCGGUUUGAUGAGUCAAAGGAUUCGUUGUUCUAUGAAAUGCCUCGUUUGGUGACACAUAUUGAUGAUCCUGCCAUUGCUGCACUUACUAGAUAUUACUCCCAGGCUUUACCUCAUACUAAUUCCCCAGGAGUAGCAAUCUUGGAUAUGUGUAGCAGUUGGGUCAGUCACUACCCUGCAGGAUAUAAGCAAACAAGCAUUAUUGGAUUGGGCAUGAAUGCAGAAGAGCUAAGGCGAAAUCCAGUGCUAACAGAUUAUGUGGUGCAAGAUUUGAACAUCAAUCCCAAACUCCCAUUUGAAGACAACACUUUUGAUGCCAUUACCAACAUGGUUAGUGUUGAUUAUCUAACAAAGCCUAUUGUUGUUUUCAAAGAGAUGUCUCGCGUUCUUAAACCUGGGGGAGUUGCGAUUAUAAGUUUCUCAAAUCGAUGCUUUUGGACCAAGGCAAUAUCAAUAUGGACAUCAACAGGAGAUGAUGAUCAUGUAAUGAUAGUAGGCUCGUACUUUCAUUAUGCCGGAGGGUUUGAGCCCCCUGAGGCUGUGGAUAUUUCUCCAAACCCCGGGCGCUCAGACCCUAUGUAUGUCGUUUAUUCAAGAAAGCAAACAACCCAAAAAGGUGGACAGUAGAUAUUCUCCUCGCGUGGGGAUGGGAUUUUCUGUGAAGACUAUAUCUGAAGCUCUAUAUAACUAGCUAGCUAGCUAAUUUCAUCAAGAGAAAUAGAAUUUUCUGGCCUAGCUAGUAGCUAUAGCACUGGCCUCUUCAUACUUCUCAAAGAAUGCAUUAAUGAUCAGGCACUCGUCAAUGCUAUAUUUGAUGACUCAAAGCUAGCUAGCAGGUCUUCUUAUGCUAAGUCAGCCUUAGGAUGAGUCAACCUAGGCCAGAUUUUCUUAAUGGCAUUGCCGCCAUAUCCUUUGCAGUGCACCAGAUUAUUUCCUUGUAUGCAUUUGUAAUGGUUACAGCCUCUUCAUACUUCGCUUUCUCUCAAAUAAAUACCAGUAAGACAUUUGCUCCCUUUCUAGAUUUUCUCUGUAGUUCAUAUUGUCGAUCCAAGAGACUCUCGUUUGGGAGGCCUUUAUGGGUGGAUACUUCAUACUUGAUGGCUAAGAUGUUUUUGUGCAAUGAAUUUGUUAAUAUUUGUAACUAAUAAUAAAA